CAUUUGCAAAAAAUAAUUUAAAAAUGCGUUAUCAGAGCUAUCCAAUCUUAAUAAGUAUAUAUCGACUCGUUGCCAUGGUAGCAAGGUUAUGCGCUUUGACAGCUCCUGAAAAUCUAAUUUAAGAUGACUUGUUAUUCAUUUUCUAGCUCAUGGAGACAGUUCAGCUCGCUUCCGCGAAUAAAGCGCAUAUCAAACAGUAUCAUUUACUUUUUUCAUGGCCAAUAUAUCUAUAGCGAUAUGCUCGAAGGCCCUUAAAAAUGCAAAUAACGGCACCGACUGUAUAUAGACUCAACAGUGCGGCAUCGAUCUAUACCGAAUGAUUUAUCCUCGAACUAGAGUUACUACGGUACUGUAACGAAAAUUUCAGCAUGAACUCACCAUCUCCCAACAAUUAUCAAUUAGUACAUACCAUCACAUAAAACGACACAAAAGCUAUUCGCGAUAAAAUUCGCUAUCUCCUAUCACUAAAUGAAUCUCUCUCGUGAGCAGUGCACAUAACCACGCGCCAAUUAAAGUCUUCGCGAUCGUUUACGUUUCGUUUCAAUAUAAGAUCCUUCCGCAAUGCGCAGCAGCAGCAUCGUUACGGACCAUGAAGUUGCAACUCGUUCAUCAUCAUCGCUAACCGUAAAAGCGCCUAUCCCGCGGAGGAAUUAGUAUCUAAUGCGUCUAUCAUGCGCGGGUUUUUCGCCCGCGCACACGUUACACGCGCAUGAGCCUUAACGGUAUCAACGCCGUGAGGACCAUCCAUAUCCUGCAAUCGAUCUCGAAGGGGGUUCGCGCGCGCGACAUUAAUUAUCGGCGCGCGUCGAGGAAAGAGAGAGAUGAUUUUGUACACUCGCCCUUCUACACUCGAGACGAGAGAUGAGAGAGAUGAGCGAGAGAGACGCAGAAGAAGAAGAGAAGCUGGGAGGGAGACUCUAACGGUUUCAGGUUUUACUUUUGUAAAAAAAGUCGCCGGACCCGUUAGCCCACGGUGGGCUACGUUCCACGGCGUGAAGCCUCUCUCGCUUUGCCGCCGCCAUGUGCUGCCGGCGGCACAGGUGGAGGUGCGCCUAUACUUUUAUAAACGCGCAUCGAGAGCGAGACAAGGAUAAACAUAGUUGCGCGUCUCGUCGACUUAGCAGGAUUAUCGCUCAGUCUUCCGCGCGCUGCUUAUCGUUAAUGUCUUUCCACGGAGAUGAGAUUUUUAGUGGCUCUAGGGACCUCACAUUUUAAUGUGUGCCGCCGGCGGGUGUCACGAGCGACACAUAUUCGAACGCUAUCGCGAUUUCUGAUCUGGUAAUGCUGGCUGGGUUACUGGUUUUGGUACGGUGCUUUUUUUUCGACCAGUCGAAUUGGGCCUUGAGGUAUAAUGAUAGAACGAGCGGAUCUCCGGAUUGAACGGGCCUUUUAAUGAUUCGAUCGGAGAUCAUAUAGUUUUUUCUGAGGGUGGUGCGCUGAUUGCGAGAUGACCGAUUUUGAGUCGUUUGUACUUAUGGAUUUGAUAAAUCAUAAGAACUUUGCUAUAUGUUUAUUAUCGAUAUUAAUUAAUGAAUAUAACUCGAAUACAAGGUUGUACAUAAAAUUUCCAAAUUAUGAAAAACUAUGAGUAAAAGGUUUUUCUAAAUUCGCAAUACACAAUGGGCUGAGAUAAUUUGCUCGUACGACACACAAGGUCAUCGACACAGCCGUACCGCCGAAAUUUUCAUCGAGAAAGUUUGUUUUUUUCUUCACGAGGUCAAUCGACGCUCUAAUAGGAAAACAAAACGUAAAGUUGAUACCGAGUCUCCGGCUUGCUAAUUCAUUGUCCCAAUACGUGCGCGGGGUUAAGCAGAUUUUGCAGGAACUUUAAUUAAAACCUAUUCGUCCCCACUUUGGCUAUUUUAAGGCCAGAAACGGUACACGGCUAAGAUGCGCGAGUAAAUACAAAUUACGCUCUGCCGUGUAUUUCAUCGAAUAAUAACGGAGCAUUCGCAUGUAAUAUUAAUUAUUGCACUAUACUUUCCAAUGCACUCGUAACAUCGCGGUCAGAUAUUCGAAAUUCGGGUCUUCCCGCUGUCAGCUGAGUCAACACUAGCGAAAAACAAACAACUUUCAGCAAAACGACGAAAUACUUUUCCGCAAAAUCAAGUGAAUCACUACAAUAUCUAAAUUUCUCAUAAACUUACGAAGCAAACGAUUUUUCUAGAAUCGAGGCCAGCAAGCUUCGAUUAUCACUGAAACCCAAAUACAUAUAACGAAAACAAACUACCGGCCGGCGCAACCUAUAUUUUUCCCAAAUUUUAUGCGCAUCUCCUUAUACCCACAAGUCCUCUGCCCAUCAAUUAUACCUCCAGCCGCACAACUAGAUUUUCCGAAAGAAGCGAUCAUCUCCCGACUUAAUGUAUUAGCGGUCAUCUCUCGUCUCCACAAACACAGCUCUCGUGCAUGCGCGCCUACAAAGGUAGAAAAAUGCAAAUGCCUCUAACGGCGGCGACGGUGUAACGACCUCUAAUGCUUUAAAAGCGCAUUCGUCCUGUGUCGCUGCAUCUCGAGAAAAGUGUCGAAGAAAAAGAGAGGCUCGAGAAAAGAAGAAGAGGAGUAGUAGUAGUAGGCACACAUCACGCAGUCUCUCGACUCCGAGCUCGCGCUGACAAGAAGGGUGUCGGACGGAAUUCCAGAUAAUGCACUUUCGAUGCCAAGAAAAAAAGGCGCGACGCGUCGCGUGAACUUGAACUCUCGAGAGCGGCGCGAGACGCUGUCGAUCAGCGGCAGCUGCAGUUGCAGCAUGGCGAGCUGUAAAGGAAGGAGACACGCGGCUGUUUUCCACGAGUUCGCGGGCGAUACGAGGAAUCGCCGAGCCGCAGGUUUCUCACGUUUUUUCUGCGCUCGACGGAUGGAUCUACGUGAAUCCUGCACGGCGAGACGGGGGGUAAUGCGUUUUAGGAAGUGCAGCUGUGGGAGGGAGACAUUUAAUUUUUAAUUGUCGGCUCGUGCACGACUUGACAGAAGCAUAAUUUCGCGAAGAAAGCUGAAACGAUAGCGCAGUUAAAAAAUAUAACGACUCUCGGAAAGCCUCGCUCCGAUCGCUAGUCACUCCUUAGGAUGAUCCGCUGUCGAAAUCCGGUUUGCGUCGUUAUAAAUCCCCGUCGUAAAAAUAAUAAAGUCAUUCACCGCGCGACGAGCUUCGAUUAUAUACUCGACUAAACGUGAAAUACAAACGUCCUCUCGGCACGCAGCUUCCUCUCUCCUUAUAUGUUCGCCAAGCUCUCGGGCGGCUGUGCCUAUCGCAAACGAGAAAAACGAUACGCGCACUCGCUCGUCGCGUAACAACAAUUACCGGGGGGAGGCGAGUUAUGUCACUCAUUACGCCGCGCGCAAGAGUAAUGCCUACUCGGAAAAAGAAACAAAGAGCGAGAGAGAGGCGCGCUUGACCGCGAUCAUGAAACCGGGCCCGCCCUUGACUCUUACGAAACCAAAACAAACCGUGCCGACGCAUAAUAUGCAUCACCGAGUCGCUCGUUAAUAUCCGAUGUACCGUUCGGACCGAAAAAUUCGGUAUUUCCCACGCGAAGCGCUGCUGCAGUUUUCGGUCCAGCAUCUAGGACUAGGCCAUAAUGUACAUAGGCUAUGGAAUUACGUCUCUCUUUCUCUCGGCGUGGCGGAGAGCUGAAAAAUAUCUUUCAGAAAGGAGAGAAAGAGAGAGAGAGAGAGAGAGAGAGAGAGAGAGAGAGAGAGAGAGAGAGAGAGAAGGAGAGGAGGGAGCGGUACCGUAAACUCACCGGCGAAUCUCCACACACACACGGGGUUAUCGGGCGGGACGCUGCUGCCUCUCAGGUGGGGAUGAGCGCGAGAUACGCGUGCGGUCCCCGGCGGUCAACGCUCCUACCUGCCCUCUCGCGCGCCGGCUCUUAAUGGAUAUAAAGCUCGGCGGACUUUGCCGUGGACGGCAGAACCUCCCGUGACCACCGCGAGAGAGAGACACACAGACACAGACGGACAGAAACGGAGAACAUGAAGAGCAUCGCCAAACUCCUGCUGAUCGCGGCCCUGGCCAUCACCGCCAGGGCACAGAUUCCCAGUCUGGGAUUCUGCCCGGAGUACCUGCCUAUGACCGGCUUCGACAUGGAGCGGUUUUCCGGAAUCUGGUACGAGGCUGAGCGUUACUUCCAACUGACCGAGGUGGCUUCCCGCUGCGUCAUGGCAAACUACACCAAGGGACCCGACGGCAAGUUCCACGUAGUCAACGAAGUCACCAGCCGAUUCACCGGAAUCAAGCGAGUGCUCGAGGGUGAGAUCAGGAAAGCCCCUUCCAAGGCCGAGGAGGGCAAGCUCCACGUGAAGUACACGACGGUGCCGCUCAUUCCCUUGGAGACCCAGUACAACGUGCUCGAGACCGACUACGACACCUACGCCGUGCUGUGGAGCUGUUCCGGCGUCGGCCCAGUCCACACCCAGAACGCUUGGAUCAUGACCAGGCAGCGACUCGCCCCCGGUGAAGUCCUCCAGAAGGCCUACGGAGUCCUCGACAAGUACAAGAUCUCCAAGGUCUUCUUCGUGAAGACGAACCAGGACGACUGCGCCUACCUGGACAGUCUGCAGGCCGAACAGGCUGCCAAGCCCACCGAGCCCCCCAAGAAGAACCAGACUCCUCAGGUCGCCGAGGCCGAGGAAGAGCAAGAAGAGGAAGACCAACCCAAGCCUCUGGCUGGCAAGAGCGCCGAUUUCAGGUCCGAGCACAUCACCCCAGACGCGCCCGAGGCUAUCAUCAAGACCAGGAAGGCUGAAAUCGCCGCCAAGGAGAAGCUUCAGGAGAUCACGGAGCCCAUCGUCGAGGCCGUCGUCGAAGCCGCCGAACCUGCCGCUGCCCCCGAGGAGAAUGCCGUGAAAUCGGUACCCGAGGUGAUCCUCAAGAUCGCCGACCAAGCCAAGGAACUGGCCAAGGAGCCAGCCCAGGAACCGAGCAUCGCCACCCAGGAGGCCGCGAUCACCGAGCCGAUCAAGGAAGAGCCCGCAGCGGCGAUCGCCGACGAGCCCGCAGCUCCCGUCAUCGCCGAAGAACCCAAAGAGGCCGUGCCAGCCAUCCUCGAGGAGGAAAAGAAGCCCGCGCCGGCAGCCAUCAUCGAGGAGGAGAAGAAAAUCGAGCCCGAGCCCGAGAAGAUCAUCGAACCGAUCAUUGAGGAGAAAAUCGAGAUCGUCAAAGCCUAGGAUGCAUAGCUAGACCAGAAGACUUCUAAUCACACGCCUACACACGUCCAUAGAUAGAGAAACUCACUCACACAAAAGGAAACCCAUAAGAGAGCUGCGAUACUAUGCGCGUAACGCCUAUACACUUCGAAUCCUCAUCUACGUUUAACGAACGGAUUGCUUAAUUAUUAUUAUUAAUUAUUUAUAUACGUCAGACCCCGGGCUCGUAGCGGUUGGCCGAAGCGGUGCGCCGAGACAGAUGACCGCAAGACGCGCGUGCGGACACACACACACACACACGAUACACACCGCGGUUGGCCGCCAGUCUCGCUCGGGGUCGCCCUUAUUAUUUCUUCCCCCUUUCCCCUCGCCCCUCUAUCCUUCGUCCUCGUUUAUCCCAAUUAUUUAUUUAUUGUUUCGAGCAAAAAAAAAUGUCGAAAUAAAAACAAAACAAAUGAAUUGUACCCGAUGUGGAGAAAAAAAGUAAAAAAAAAAUGAAAGAAGAUACGAAUAAAUUGUUACGAAAAAACCCUUUUUUAAAAAAUAA
Messenger RNA from Nasonia vitripennis (jewel wasp), 5692 nucleotides. RefSeq names its product apolipoprotein D-like. The coding region runs from base 3973 to 5166 and encodes 397 amino acids. Gene Ontology annotation, molecular function: pigment binding. The record is from RefSeq and is a predicted model, not a curated record. NCBI's taxonomy places the organism in Eukaryota, Metazoa, Arthropoda, Insecta, Hymenoptera, Pteromalidae. The transcript has 5 exons.